Molecule: messenger RNA, 1051 nt
Organism: Ornithodoros turicata
Lineage: Eukaryota; Metazoa; Arthropoda; Arachnida; Ixodida; Argasidae
Product: small ribosomal subunit protein uS12m-like
Exons: 3
Coding region: 196-783 (195 amino acids)
Biological process (GO): translation
Cellular component (GO): ribosome; small ribosomal subunit
Molecular function (GO): structural constituent of ribosome
Source: RefSeq, a predicted model, not a curated record
CGUCAUCUACGCAUAUAAAAGUUAUCAGUUCGCAGUUAUUGCUGAGUUCUUCAAAGUGCGUCACAUAAACUAUGAUGGGAUAUUAUGCUUGGACAUGUGUCACAUUGUACACUUAUCCAACGCGUUAUCCGAUAUCUAUUCGACAAUAUUCGACAACACCCCGUGCCAUCUAGCGAGUGCUGUCUGUAAAGCACAAUGAGUGCUGCACGAAGUAUCUGCUCUCUGUUUUCCCGUCUAUCCAUACGUUCUCAUGUGCAAUCACGAAGUAUAUCGUGUGUGGCCUCUCCUUCAACUGCACCCACGCGCUCCCGCAAUAUUACCUCACGACAGAUGGUCUUCCCAGCUUUGUUACAACCACCGCUGACCCCUACAGCUCAAGCCCUUCGUUUCCGGUACUUUCCCAGGGUAAAAGGCGACCGUCACGACGGCCUCAUCUAUGACCCUGUCCUAGAACGGUACCAUGCCGCGGGCCCGCCCAAGCCAAGACCAAAAAAGAGGCAUCCAAUUGACAAUAAGCCAUUCAUGAAAGGUGUUGUAAUCAAGACGCUGAUAAAGAAGCCAAAAAAGCCUAACUCUGCCAAUCGUAAGUGUGUCCUGGUUCGGCUAAGCAACGGUAAAGAAGCCACGGCUUACGUUCCGGGCGUGGGUCACAACUUACAGGAGCACAGUGUAGUGUUAGUGUAUCGGGCAAGGACAAAAGAUGUGCCAGGACUCAAGCUGAAGGUGGUUCGUGGAAAGUAUGACUGCGCACAUGUCAUUCGUAAGCCUCAGGCAGGAUCCUAAUGCCAGUAGUGCUUGCUUAGUAUGUCAACGAGUGCUUUCUUGAAUGGGCUUGUGUGGUAGAGCAUAGCAAUAUUAGAUGAGCAAUGAUGUAUCAUUGUGAAAAAUAAGGUACUUCGAUAACUUCUGUAUUUUCCCGGCGUUGUAAGUUACCAUUUCAGGUUUAAGAUGCUAUCCUGUUUGAAAAAGACAGUGUGGUUGCACACAAGUCAGCUGGAAAACACUGUCAUCCAAAAAUCUAAGUUGUUAAAAUAAACACAUGAUACUGAAA